AUGUCCACAGGCACCGAUACACCGACCGCUCAAUCCCUCCCGCGCUCCUCCUCCCCAUCAUCAUGUUCAUCCUCAUCCUCAGCAUGCCUUGCGACGGAUCCUCUCCAUGGAUCCUCACAGGGGAGGUCUAGUCCAAGUCUUCGCGCGUGGCGAACUCAUUCCGCGCCCUCACUCGGUCGCCAAGUCAGCGAUACAGCUAUUCCCAUGACUGCCAAUUCUGCACAGACCGACGACGUGAUUCCCGACGAAGACGCCACAUCAUGGCUACCCCGGCGAUGUUUCUGUGCGCACACGUCGUGCAGCGGUACCGCACUCAGACAGUUGGGAGGGAAAGAGGAUUUGGACGCUUGGGAUCGGGGGAGGAUCUCAGACGAAUAA
Messenger RNA from Dothidotthia symphoricarpi CBS 119687, 378 nucleotides. RefSeq lists its product as uncharacterized. The coding region runs from base 1 to 378 and encodes 125 amino acids. The transcript has a single exon. Lineage: Eukaryota; Fungi; Ascomycota; Dothideomycetes; Pleosporales; Dothidotthiaceae. The record is from RefSeq and is a predicted model, not a curated record.